GUGUCGCUGGGAAUCGGACUGGGUUUGCCUCGGGCGCAGCUGCUGAGCCAAAGGACGCCACUGCCGGACAGAUCUUCUGAGCCGGACAAAGGGUCCAGCUCCCUCCUACUGCGGCUAAACUCUCUCAGGGAGCAGUGGCGACAGGAUGCGCAGCCACCCGUCCGAGCAUGGCACAGCGCCGAAGAUCUGAAAGCUGAGGUUGCUCCAGAUGAGGAUCGGCUGCAGAAGCUGCAUGGAACGGACCUCUGGCUCCCCGAGCUCUUGAAGGAG
Molecule: messenger RNA, 270 nt
Organism: Symbiodinium sp. CCMP2456
Lineage: Eukaryota; Dinophyceae; Suessiales; Symbiodiniaceae
Source: the annotation of a GenBank genome assembly